CAGGGGGAUUCCCCUUACAAUUUAUUACGCCUGGUCUCUUGUUGUCUCGAGGCUAGUCAAGCGAGUCAUCAGCUCAUAGAGCUAGAGCAAAGCAUCUCUUCUUUAUCUAGAUCUAUGAUCAGCUACAUGUACUAUUAAAAUUAUGACAGAGCAGGCUAUUGAACAUGAGAAUGACCCCCUCCAACCAGGUCAAAGGUGUAUGGCAGUGCAGGACUUUGACGGACAAGAGGAGGGGGACCUUCCAUUUAAAAUUGGUGAGAAAAUCAUAAUAGUCGAACCGUGUGAGCUGGUGUUCUGGUACAAGGCACGCAAUGAGGGAGGAAGCACAGGUGUUGUACCCAGGCCAUUCCUAGUCCCAGUGGAGGAUGCUCCACCCCCUCCCCUUCCCCCUAAGGAGACUACUCCCACCCAAGUGCCAGUUGGAGGCUAUGUACAGAUGAGCUCUGCUGUCCCCAUCGUUACCCAAGGUGUCACAAGGGAGGGCUACCUUCACAUCAAUCCCAGCACUUUCCAGCAAAACUCAAAUGACCCUGAUGAUCGGAGAGCGUUCAUUGCCCAAGAGAAGGAGAAGAGAAGGCGACUGAAGCCGGGGACUUUGGUUAUGGGCAUUUGCCAGUUUGUAGGGCAAGAGGCUGACGAUCUUUCUUUCAAUGUGUAUGAGGAGAUGAUGAUUAUAAAUCCACUUCCUGACUUGUGCUGGUACACUGCUCAAAAGACAGACCAUCCUGAGGCGAAAGGGUCCGUCCCUAUCACUCAUACGACACUGGUCUACAUCUCUGAUGAUGAAGAUGAUUUCUCUGACCAUAAAGUGUCUUCUGCCCCUGCUCAUGACAUGCUAUAUGAUGACAUCAACGACUUUGUGAGGCAGUCGGGGUGGUUCUCCUACCCUGGGUUAGCUCAUGGAAAGGUAGCACUGCAGCAUGUUCUGGCCAGCAAGUGUAAACUGAGUCACCAACAGUACAUGACCUGUCAAAGGGCAGUGUACAGAAUGACCUACCGACAAGAUGAGAAGGUGUACAUUGGGAAAGCCCAUGUGCUACACGAAGAACUUAGUAAACACUUUGAUUGUUUCAACAAGAAGAGGGAGGAGAUAAGAGAAAUUGACGAUGAGCUGUGUCAUCACACUGAGAUGUCUGGCUGGGACCUUACUGUUUGGGUUCUCGAGGAUGAGGAUGACUUGGACGUUGAGUGUGGCAAGAAGUCCAUUGAACACAAUGCCCUCGUCUCUAAAGAUGGGAAUGGCAUCACAGAAGAAAUGAGCUUUGGGAACAGAGGAGCCUUCGACAAAUUCUGGGACUGGUUCAUGCCAAACUAAACACUGCAGUGUCCGUCUCUUUGUGUUAAUUCAUUUCAGUAAUGCAGUAUAUACAUGGAUCUCAUCAAUACAUUUUUUAUUGUUG
Messenger RNA from Halichondria panicea, 1400 nucleotides. RefSeq lists its product as uncharacterized. The record is from RefSeq and is a predicted model, not a curated record. Lineage: Eukaryota; Metazoa; Porifera; Demospongiae; Suberitida; Halichondriidae. Bases 143 to 1315 code for a protein of 390 amino acids. The transcript has 13 exons. Gene Ontology annotation, molecular function: protein binding.